Molecule: messenger RNA, 2383 nt
Organism: Hippocampus comes (tiger tail seahorse)
Lineage: Eukaryota; Metazoa; Chordata; Actinopteri; Syngnathiformes; Syngnathidae
Product: transmembrane protease serine 2-like
Exons: 12
Coding region: 490-1830 (446 amino acids)
Biological process (GO): proteolysis
Cellular component (GO): membrane
Molecular function (GO): protein binding; serine-type endopeptidase activity
Source: RefSeq, a predicted model, not a curated record
AAAUAAAAAUUACUAUAUACUAAACUGAUCUGGAGGAAAAAAGAAAGUUAAAUUAAUCCUACAUACGGUAUAUUACAGGAUAAUGUAAUUGCCGAUGGGGGGCUAGAUUAAAGAAUAUAUGUGGCCCACUCCUGGGCUAACCCAUUUCCGCGCCACCGCCCCAAAAUUAAUUUCUGUAGUGGAUGAUGUGAGUCCUUCUUCAAAGGAAGUACUGUACUAGCCUGUGGUGCUUAUGUUGGAUCUAUCGCCUCAUCGUUCUUUUCUGAUACUGAAUCAUCAUAAGUUGGUCAUUCUUUUCCAUGACAUGCUUCAAAAUUGGCACACAAACCUCUGUGCACUCUUAGCUCUACCAAGCAUCCUAAUAUAUUGCCCAUCCAAAAAAAAAAAUAUACGGGAUAACCAGCGUUGAAGCUCAUAUUGACCAAAUGGAUGAAGGACCCACAUUUCUAAAGUUUGACUGAACUGCUUCAGUGGGCGGCCAUUGACAGGAUGCGUCCGUCUUGCCGGUCAGAAGUCAAGCCUCAGUAUGUUCACCAUUUGGCCCCAAGGUCCCUGCCCGAAAUCACCUUCACGACUCCGCAACAAAAAGAUCUCAAACAGAGGUGUGUUAAGUGUAGUGCGGUUGCUGUGAUCUGCUUGCUGCUCCUCUUGCUGCUGGCGGGCAUCCUCUUGGCUUAUUACUAUUCCUCCACCUGCGUGCAUGGAACACCUUGCGGUGGUCAUACAGGCUGUGUGUGGGAGUCCCAAUGGUGUGAUGGAGUGGUGGACUGUCCAGCGGGGCAGGAUGAAGCUCAUUGUGUAAGGCUUCAUGGUACCAGUUUCCUGCUUCAGAUCUUCUCAACUCAGACCAAACAAUGGAGGACCGUUUGUUCUCACGGCUGGACAGCCCAGCUGGGCCAAGCAAGCUGCCGGGACAUCGGAUACAGCGGGAGCACAAGUGUUACCUCUGGCCUACAUGAGGCAAGCUCUGAUGACGCGUUCUUGAUGGUGAAAUCCAACCUAAACCCUCAUGUACCUGUAGUGCAACAGCUCGCUCUCAGCAAUUACUGCCCAAACAACACUGUAGUGACACUGCGAUGUACAGAUUGUACAGGAGGAGUAAACUCCAGUAGGGCUUCUCGGGGCCAGCAAGCCUCCCUCGGCGCGUGGCCAUGGCAGGUGAGCCUCCAGCUUGCGGGCUCCCACCGGUGUGGAGGUGCUAUCAUUUCCCCCAACUGGAUUGUCACAGCGGCCCAUUGUGCCCACAUGACAUCCAAUCCUGGAGACUGGUCAGUGUAUGCGGGGCUGGUGGAACCUUUGGGCAUUCACUUCAACCCCGCUCACGCUGUGGGCCAUGUCGUUGCUCAUGAACGCUUUGACAGAGUUACUUACAGGAAUGACAUUGCUCUGAUGAGGCUCAGCAAACCUCUGGACUUCGCAGCCUCCAGUAACAUUGGUCCCGUGUGCCUCCCAAAUGUUGGGCUAAACAUCUCGGCCCCACUAAAUGUCUGGACAACAGGAUAUGCUGUUUCAGUCAAUGGAGACUCUCCAUACCUGGUUGAGGCUCAGGUCUCCCUCGUGGAUGUUGCGGGAUGCAACAGCUCCACGGCUUACAAGGGACUGAUAUCGAAGGAAAUGCUGUGUUCCAAAGGGGCGCAGACUGGAUCGGACGCAUGCAAAACCGACAGCGGCGGACCUCUGGUUUGGCAGAGGGAUGGCUCAUGGUGGCUUGUUGGGGAAAACAUUUGGCCAGAAAGUUGUAUCGACCUGAACAAACCAGGUGUUUAUAACAACAUCACCUAUUUUUUGGACUGGAUAUACCAUCAGAUGAAGAAAAAUCAAGUUGACUGAAGACAUGGCCACUGGUCAAAGACGAUCACGGUGGGUUUAAAUAUUUUUAGCACCAUUGCUAACAUACAUCAACCUAUUUCCAUAAUUCGUCAUUCUUUGUACUUGUGUUUCAUAUGGAAUUAUUCAUGAAGUUGAUGGUUUGCCCUAUUUUCCCAAGAUGACAAUUUAGCAUGGCGGGCACAGCCAUAAUCUAAAUCUGAUCAAGCUGUUUUCUAAAAACUUUAGACAUGAAUAGGUGGUAUGCCAAAUGUAGUACAUUAGAAAAAUAUAAAUGCUCAUUGGUAGAGCUCACGCCAGUACAUUUGAUCAAUCACAGGCAGCCAGUCUUCACGUGAAUGGGGAUGAUUAAUUCAUCCCAAACAGUGAAGGUAUAAUCAAACCUUCAAUGUUACCAGAAGUUCUUUAUUUGCAGCAAUUUUAGUAACGACAAAAACACUGAACAAUUUAAAUAUGUCUUCAAGAAUCAGUUGUGGCUUUAGCUUUCCUCACGAAUCAGUUGCUUGCAAUCGCCAUCAUUUCCACUCGAUGGCAUACGGAUACCACAUUUAGGUUU